Molecule: messenger RNA, 1578 nt
Organism: Anolis sagrei ordinatus
Lineage: Eukaryota; Metazoa; Chordata; Lepidosauria; Squamata; Anolidae
Gene: SGCA
Product: sarcoglycan alpha
Cellular component (GO): membrane; sarcoglycan complex
Molecular function (GO): calcium ion binding
Source: RefSeq, a predicted model, not a curated record
ACAACACCGCAUUUUUCCACAGCCACCUAGAGACCCACCACCAAGACUCUACAAUUGGAGGACCAUCAUCCUCGGGCUACGAGGGAUUGCCUAAGACUUCUUUUCAGCCAUGGAUUGGCUAUCACCCUCCCUGUUCUGACUCUCACUGCUGUGGUUGGGGAGAUCUUUGUCCAUGAACUGGAACAAGAGGGCUUCAAGGAUGCCUUUCCUUCCACCAUGGAUGAUAAAGACCUUCCUCCUGAUGUUCCCAUUACCUUCCAUGCCAAUCUUCUGCAUCACCCUGACUUGCCCCGGUGGCUGCGAUACACUCAACGCACCCCAUUUGAGAUGGGGUAUCUCUAUGGGUCUGCAACAAGUGAUGAUGUUGGUGUGGAAACAAUUGAGGUGAUGGCGUAUAACAGGUAUACCUAUGAAACCGUGAGGCAAACAAUGAUCAUCAAUAUUUUAUCAUCUCCAGAUGGAGAGAUGCCAUAUCAAGCAGAUUUUUUGGUAAAGAACUGGGAUGUGGAAGAAAUGCUACCCAUUGAUGCCCAGGAACUUUUCCAGCAAGCUGUGGACAGCAUGUGGGAACAAGAAGGUUUAACUGUGGUCAACAUUACCUCAGCUUUGGACCGAGGAGGCCGUGUCCCUUUGCCAAUUGAAAACAGGAAAGAAGGUGUUUACAUCAAGGUGGGUUCCAAGGAUCCUUUCACAGAAUGCUUGAUGGAGGCUAAGUCCCCUAGCAACCUUGUCCGGUGCAAAUUGGAGCAGCAGCCCGUCAUUUCAUGUUAUGACAGCUUCAGCCCUCGAUUCCAAGUGGACUGGUGCAACCUCACCUUGACAGGCCCCACAACUAAGAACAUCACAGUGCUUAUCUAUGGAGAUGGGAUCCUGGAGGAGGGCAGUGAAUUCAAUCCUCCAGACAAUGUCUCCGACCGGGAAUUCUUCUCUGACUUCUUGCUGACGUUCCUCCUUCCAUUCCUUUUGGGGCUUCUCCUCGCUCUCAUCCUGGCCUACAUUAUGUGCUGCAGACGGGAAGGCGUGGACAAAAGAGAUAUGAAGACCUCAGACAUUCAGAUGGUGCAUCAUCACACGAUUCAUGAUAACACAGAGGAACUGAGGCAAAUGGCAGGCAGCAGAGAUGUUCCCCGGCCCCUCUCCACUUUGCCCAUGUUCAACGUCCGCACAGGCGAGAGGACCAACCCCAUGCAAAGCAGCCGCUAUGACAGUGCCCAGGUGCCUCUCAUCUUGGCUCAGCAGUGAACAAACCUGGACAGCCCUAGAAUGAUCCUAUCCAGUUUGAUUUCAGGAAGCUUUUCCUGACAAAGCCAUCAUUUCUCAAUACUGAGAUGCUUAUACAAAGCCUGUGAUGGUGGAUUUUGGUGGUGCGUUCACCAGUGUGGGGAAGGAGGGAAAAGGUUUGUUAGGAUGCUGCAAUUGUAGUAUCUGUAUUUAUUUGUCUUUUGUAUGUAAUAAAAUUAUAUAAUAAUAAUAAUAAUAAUAAUAAUAAUAAUAAUAAUAAUAAUAGCAGCACACUGGGUGCUGUGGCAAAAGAUCUCAGCCAGCAUUUGGAAACAAUAAAAAUUGACAAAAUCACGA